UUGGCAGCCCUAGGUGGAAGGAGAAAACAAACAACGCGCCCGCACAAUGGCGCGUAAGGGAAAGAACAAUAUAUAAAGGUUGUUAUUCCAGGUCCUAAAAGCCUUGAACUUACUUUCCCGAUCCAGAAUUUCAAACAUUCACCCAGGAGGUUAUAUAUAUAUAUGAAGCAAGAGGAAGGAGAGAAACACAGAGCUAAGUAGAGAGAUACGUAAAGAUGGUUGGACCUGUAAGACCACAGUUUGUGUUGUUUGGUUCAUCCAUAGUUCAGCUCAGUUACAGCAAUGGCGGAUGGGGUGCUAUUCUUGCUAACUUGUAUGCUCGCAAGGCAGAUAUUUUGCUGCGAGGCUAUGGAGGCUGGAAUUCGAGGAAUGCUCUACAUAUUCUUGAUCAGGUUUUCCCAGAGAAUGCCCCUGUACAACCUGCACUUGCUAUUGUGUACUUUGGAGGCAACGAUUCAGUCCAACCUCUCUCAACAGGUUUUAGUCCUCAUGUUCCACUUCCUGAAUACAUAGAAAAUAUGAAAAAGAUUGUCCAACAUCUCAAGAGCCUUUCUGAAAAGACCCGCCUCAUCUUUCUCAGUGCCCCUCCUGUCAAUGAAGAAAUGAUCCGUCAAUAUUUUGGCGGCAACAUUGGUCGAACCAACGAAACCUGUCGAAUAUAUUCAGAAGCUUGUUUGAAGCUGUGUCGGGAAAUAGGGGUGACUGCCAUUGAUCUUUGGACCGCAAUGCAGCAACGGGAUGAUUGGUUGACUGCUUGCUUUACGGACGGAAUCCAUCUUUCAGAAGAGGGUAGCAAAAUAGUGGUGAAUGAGAUAAUGAAGGUACUGAGGAAUGCAGAUUGGGAACCAAACCUACACUGGACGGCACUGCCAAGUGAAUUUGUAGGAGUUACACCCAAAGAUCCAGAAGGCAAAGAGGCCUAUAUUUUCAAGAAACUGCAAUGGGAACUGGACCUAGAAAAUGUAAAGGUUACUGCCCUUUACCAGUGAUUUCAGUCCCUUUUUAGUUUUGUUGUAUGAUAUUUGUGUAUUUUGGAGGUGACAUCCAAUCUAGUCCAAUCCUUACCAUCUCCCUACUUUGUUCUUUGUUGGAAGACAGCUUAAUUCAAUUAAAUUUCUGAAUUAGACUAAUUAUAAUUAUAAA
Molecule: messenger RNA, 1143 nt
Organism: Ricinus communis (castor bean)
Lineage: Eukaryota; Viridiplantae; Streptophyta; Magnoliopsida; Malpighiales; Euphorbiaceae
Product: GDSL esterase/lipase CPRD49
Exons: 6
Coding region: 216-989 (257 amino acids)
Molecular function (GO): hydrolase activity, acting on ester bonds
Source: RefSeq, a predicted model, not a curated record